UCAACCACGAUUAUAUUGACCUCAUUUUCCACCCAACCAAACACCUGCUAGUUCAUCCUGAACCCCUUUCCCUCAGUUCCUAAAUUCUUUGUUUUUGGGGGAGAAAACAUGUUUGCAGCAGAGGCAGCUCUAUCUGCAUUCCUUGAGGCUGUGUUUACCAAAUUUCUCUCCCCACAGCUGUGGAGUUAUGCCCGCUUCCUUGAGGUUGAUUCAACUUUUGAAGAGUGGAGGAAAACUCUGUUGGGCAUUGAAGCAGUUCUAAAUGAUGCUGAGGAGAAGCAUAUAAGGGAGAAAGGAGUGAAAGUUUGGUUGGAUGAUCUCAAGGCUUUGGCCUACGACAUGGAAGAUGUACUGGACGAGUUUGAUACUGAAGCUAAACAACCAAAGCCUAUGGGUGGACCUCAAAUCACCAUCACUAAGGUACAAAAGCUCAUCCCAACUUGUUGUUCUAGUUCUGGUUCUGGCGCUCUCAUACUUAAUGAAAACAUGAAUAGAACUAUCAAGAGAAUUACAAAGGAGUUAGAGGCUAUUGCAAAACGAAAAUUUGACCUCCCUUUGAGGGAAGAUGUUAGAGGGCUCUCAAAUGCCACCGAGAGGAAGUUACAGACCACUUCCUCAGUGGACGGGUCUGGAAUUUAUGGUAGGGAUUCUGACAAGGAGAAGAUUAUUGAAUUAUUGCUUUCAGAUGAAAAAACUAGGGAUAGUAAAAUUUCUGUGAUUCCCAUUGUUGGUAUGGGUGGGAUUGGUAAGACAACCUUGGCUCAGAUGAUUUAUAAUGAUGAGAGGGUGAAGAACCAUUUUGAGAUGGGGAUUUGGGCUUGUGUCUCGGAUCAAUUUGAUGUCACAAGAAUAACCAAGGCAGUUCUAGAAUCGGUGACUAAAACAUCUUAUGACAUCAAGAACUUGGAAUUGUUACAAGAUAGUUUGAAGAAUGAAUUGAAGGGGAAAAAGUUUUUUCUGGUUUUAGACGACGUGUGGAAUGAAAAUUACCAUAACUGGGAUGUCUUACAAGUACCUUUCAAGGUUGGAGCUCAAGGCAGUGCCAUCAUUGUAACCACCCGUAAUGAGGAAGUCGCAUAUCUCAUGUCCACCCUUCCUUCUCAUCACCUUGGUGAGCUAUCUUCAGAAGAAUGUUGGUUACUGUUUGCACAACAUGCGUUUGCAAACAUAAAUUCAGACGUGCGCAGAAGCCUGGAACCAAUUGGGAGGAAGAUAGCGAGGAAAUGCAAAGGAUUGCCCUUGGCAGCGAAGACAUUGGGAGGUCUAUUGCGUUCUAAACAAGAUAGUGAAGCUUGGAAUGAUGUAUUGAAUUGCAAAAUAUGGGCUUUACCAAAGGAGAAGAGUGGAAUUCUUCCAUCUUUAAGAUUAAGCUAUCAUUAUCUUCCCACACAAUUGAAGCGAUGUUUUGCAUAUUGUUCCAUAUUUCCCAAGGAUUAUGAAUAUGAAAAGCAGAAGUUGGUGUUAUUAUGGAUGGCAGAAGGUUUACUGGAUGACUCUGGCAGUGGGGAAACCAUGGAGAAGGUCGGUGACAUGUGUUUCCGCAAUCUGUUAAUGAGAUCAUUCUUUCAACAAUCUGGUCGUGAUAAAUCUCUUUACUUGAUGCAUGAAUUAAUGCAUGAGUUAUCGCAAUUUGUAUCUGGAGAAUUUUGUCUCAGAAUGGAGGCUGGAAAGCACCAAAAAAAUCCUGAAAAGGUUCGACAUUCAUCAUACCUUCGUGAAACAUAUGACGGCUCUGAGAAGUUUGAUUUCCUUCGUGAAGCUUAUAAUUUGCGGACUUUCUUACCAUUAAAUAUGUCUUUUGAAGUUGAAGCUUGCUACUUAACUCAUAAGGUACUAGUUCAUAUGUUGCCAACACUAAAGUGUUUGAGGGUUCUAUCCUUGUCACACUAUCAGAUCACUGACUUGCCUGAUUCAAUUGGAAAUCUAAGGCAUCUACGCUACCUUGAUAUAUCUUACACUGCAAUCAAAAAAAUAUCUGAAUCAGUAAGCACACUUGUGAAUUUGCAAACACUGGUACUGUCACACUGCUAUCAUAUGAAUGAGCUGCCUAAAAACAUGGGGAAUCUGAUCAAUCUGCGUCACCUCGAGAACAGCGGAACUUCUUUGAAAGGGAUGCCAAUGGAAAUGAAAAAAUUAAAAAACCUCCAAACUUUGUCUGCCUUUGUUGUGGGCAAGCAUUAUGGGUCAAGUAUCAGAGAGUUGAGAGACCUCUUCUGCCUUGGGGGAACACUUUCAAUUUUAAACUUGGAGAAUGUGGUUGAUGCUGUGGAUGCCAGGGAAGCCAAUGUAAAGGAUAAGAAGAACCUUGAUGAGUUAGUGCUGAAAUGGAAAGAUAAUGACAACAAUAUUGCAGUUGAUUCGCAAAAUGAAGCAAGUGUACUUGAACAUCUCCAGCCUCAUAAAAAGUUGAAAAAGCUUACGAUUGAUUGCUACAGUGGUUCAAACUUUCCAGAUUGGUUAGGGGAACCUUCAUUCACGAAUAUGGUGUUCUUACAUCUCAGCAAAUGUAAAAACUGCCCUUACUUGCCUCCACUUGGGCAACUUCCUAAUCUUAAAAGCCUCUCUGUUGUGCAUUUUGAUGCAGUAAAGAGGGUGGGUGCGGAGUUUUAUGGCAAUGAUUCUUCUUCAGCAAAGCCUUUUGGAUCACUAGAGACUCUAAUGUUUGAGGAGAUGCCGGAAUGGGAGGAAUGGGUUCCUUUACGAAUUCAAGGUGAAGAAUUCCCUUGUCUCCAAAAACUCUGUAUUCGAAAAUGCCCCAAACUGACUAGGGACUUACCCUGUCGCCUGUCUUCUUUAAGACAACUUGAGAUUUCUGAAUGCAGGCAGCUAGUGGUGUCACUUCCAACAGUUCCCUCCAUUUGUGAAGUAAAGUUGCAUGAAUGUGAUAACGUGGUGCUUGAAAGUGCCUUUCACUUAACCUCAGUUUCUUCCUUGUCUGCAAGCAAAAUUUUUAACAUGACACACUUACCUGGAGGUCAGAUCACCACUUCUUCCAUACAAGUCGGAUUGCAACACCUUCGUUCUCUAGUAGAGUUACAUCUUUGCAACUGCCCACGGCUAAAGGAAUUGCCCCCCAUUUUACACAUGCUCACAUCCCUUAAGCGGUUAGAGAUAAGGCAAUGUCCAAGUCUCUAUUCACUUCCAGAGAUGGGGCUGCCAUCCAUGCUUGAAAGGCUAGAAAUCGGUGGAUGCGACAUUCUACAGUCUCUACCUGAGGGAAUGACGUUCAACAAUGCCCAUCUCCAAGAAUUGUAUAUCAGAAAUUGUUCUUCUCUCCGGACCUUUCCUAGAGUUGGUUCAUUGAAAACACUAUCUAUCUCCAAGUGUAGAAAACUAGAGUUCCCUCUUCCUGAGGAGAUGGCUCACAACUCCUAUGCAUCCCUUGAAACCUUCUGGAUGACAAAUAGUUGUGAUUCUCUCAGAUCCUUUCCAUUAGGCUUCUUCACUAAGCUUAAGUAUCUUAAUAUCUGGAAUUGUGAGAAUUUGGAGUCCCUUGCAAUCCCAGAGGGACUUCACCAUGAAGAUCUCACCUCUCUUGAGACCUUACACAUCUGUAAUUGUCCUAAUUUUGUCUCUUUUCCCCAAGGAGGAUUGCCCACCCCCAACCUGAGAUUCUUUCGAGUUUUCAAUUGUGAGAAGCUCAAGUCACUGCCCCACCAGUUGCAUACACAGCUCCCAUCCCUUGAGGUAAUGGUGUUAUACAAAUGUCCAGAAGUAGUUUCAUUUCCAGAAGGAGGGUUACCGCCUAACCUCUCUUUUCUCGAGAUCUCAUAUUGCAACAAACUCAUAGCUUGUCGGACGGAGUGGCGAUUGCAAAGACACCCUUCUCUUGAAACUUUUACCAUCAGGGGAGGAUUUAAAGAAGAGGAUAGAUUGGAGUCAUUUCCUGAAGAGGGACUGCUGCCCUCUACUCUGACAUCUCUCAGAAUAUGCAAUCUUCCAAUGAAGUCAUUGGGCAAGGAGGGGCUUCGGCGCCUUACCUCUCUUAAAAGCCUGGAGAUCUACAGCUGUCCUGACAUCAAGUCCUUCCCUCAAGACGGGCUGCCUAUCUGCCUCUCGUUUCUUACCAUUAACCACUGUCGUCGGUUGAAAAAGGGAUGCCAAAGAGAUAAAGGGAAAGAAUGGCACAAAAUUGCUCAUAUCCCCUGCAUUGAGAUUGAUGAUGAAGUCAUUGUCUUGUGAGCCAUAGCAUUGAUAAUGAAUCAUUUUCUUCUUACUGGUUGAAGUUUCAGAUUGUUACUUAUGCAUCGGUCAGAUGACUUCCUCGAUUUGAAUAAGGAUGGUCAACAAAUAUGCAAUCAAAUAUGAGUUGUGAAGACCAUACAAUCAGAAGAUGGAAAAGCUAAUCCAUGUUGGAACAUCGGUAUCCUUUCAGCUCAGUGGAUUCUCUGCUCAGUCCAUCUUUCGAGUUAUGGUCAUCGCUCAUAAUCCACCCAUUGUGCAAGUGUGGCCGGGCUCUGUAGGAAGGUGCAUGCUUCUGUAUUACCAUCAUAGGAGAAAUCAGGAUCCAUCCCAGAUGCUCAAGCAAGACUGAAAAUCCUACUACAAGUUCACAUUCAAGGGAAGGAUAUGCUCAGUUGGUCCGGCCUUGGGCUUACUUCCCAAUGGUCAUCAGUUUGAGUCUCCUCAGGGCCACUGGAGGUUUACCCGGUUGUUAACUUCCCCAUGAGAAUAGUCGAGGUAUGCAAAAGCUGGGCCGGACAUCCAUGUUUAUCAAAAAAAAAAAAGAGGAAAGAUAUGCAAUUCACUUCUUUUUUUCUUCACAAAUAUGUAGUUUGUUUUCCAACCCCAAUUACAAAUAACAAUCAAUGGCAAUCAAUGGUGUUUAGGCGUA
Molecule: messenger RNA, 4834 nt
Organism: Vitis vinifera (wine grape)
Lineage: Eukaryota; Viridiplantae; Streptophyta; Magnoliopsida; Vitales; Vitaceae
Product: putative disease resistance RPP13-like protein 1
Exons: 3
Coding region: 109-4182 (1357 amino acids)
Biological process (GO): defense response to other organism
Molecular function (GO): ADP binding; protein binding
Source: RefSeq, a predicted model, not a curated record